GGGAUUUGGUGGUUGCGCUCCUCCUGUCACACAGCUGACUUUUUAGAAAAGCAGAAGAGAGUAAAGAAAACAGCGAUGAAAACAGAACCGUGUCUUCUCCCUGAAUACAGCGAUAUAUCUGCAUUAAACUGCAGCAGCUUUUAGCAGGUUAUCACACUUUCCGCUGCGGGUGAGCUGUGUUGUGGAGCUGUGUUCAGGAUGGAUCAGAGAGACGGUGUUAUUAAUGCGGAUCCAGCCACAACAACUCCUACUGAAGGUCGUUGCCAGCGCUGGAGGAAUCAGAGCGGGUUUUGGUUGCUUGGUCUGUGCAAUAACUUUGCCUAUGUGGUGAUGCUGAGUGCUGCUCAUGACAUCUUAAAACAACAGGAAUCUCAGAAUGCAACAGCGCCUACCCCAGCUCCAGGCCUCCAGGCUACUGGAAACAGCAGCAACAGUAGCCGCUAUGACUGCAACCCUGUCUCUACUGCAGCUGUUCUUCUGGCUGACAUCUUACCAACCCUACUGAUCAAGCUUACAGCACCGUUUUACAUUCACAAAGUGCCUUAUGGGUUCCGUGUUCUGCUGUGUGUUGCCACAGCAACAAUUAGCUUCUUAAUGGUGUCGUUUUCUUCUACAGUUUUGAUGAGCAUCUCAGGUGUGAUAUUUGCCAGUGUGAGUUCAGGUCUCGGGGAGCUCUCCUUCCUCUCGCUCACCGUCUAUUUCAGCAGGGACGUGUUGAGUGGAUGGGGAUCAGGUACAGGAGGUGCUGGGGUUGCCGGGGCUUUUCUGUACUCUGCCCUCACACAGGCAGGCCUAUCACCUCGAGUUACACUGCUGAUCAUGCUGAUCGUCCCUGCUGCCAUGCUGAUCAGUUACUUCGCUCUUUUGGCCUUCCCUCCUUCAUUCCCACAGUGGAGGUCAAGAGAAGCAAGUCACAGGGGCUCCCAGGAAAGACAGCCCUUAAUAGUGGAAGAUGAUGACUAUGUUCAGAAUCAGAGAGAGAAAGAUAACUGUGCUGGUCAUGCUUUCUUCCUCCUGACAGAAGACAGACAACCUGGACCCCUGACCUUCUCAGACAAACUGCACGUCCUGAAAGGUCUUUGGAGGUUUAUUGCUCCUUUAGCUCUGGUUUACCUUGCUGAGUAUUUCAUUAACCAGGGAUUGUUGGAGUUGCUCUUCUUUCAGGAAUCCCUGCUCUCCCAUGCAGAGCAGUAUCGCUGGUAUCAGACUCUGUACCAGAUUGGUGUAUUUAUAUCCCGCACAUCCCUCUACUGCUUGAAGAUCAAGAAAAUUUGGCUAUUGGCCCUGUUGCAGUGUGUGAACGCAGUCCUGCUGUCUUUUGCAGUGUUAUACCAGUUUUUGCCAAGUGUGUGGCUGGUGUUUUUUAUAGUUGUGUAUGAAGGUCUUCUGGGAGGAGCUGCCUAUGUCAACAUUUUCUACCUAAUCAGCACAGAGACGGGUGACCGUGAGAGGGAAUACGCCAUGGCCGCAGCGAGUGUAGGGGACAGUGUUGGUAUUGCACUCUCUGGAGCUUUGGCCUUUCCUGUCCACAACUACUUCUGCUCUCUAUGAGAGAGAGGACACAGACUGAGGGGAGUGUUGCGUAAUAUGAGAGCUGGAAAGAGGAUGGGAGAAGCGUGGAAAUGGAAUAACAUCUCCUUACAAAUAUUUUUUCAUUUCUUGUAACAAAAUGGGAUUUUAGAGGAUUUAAAAUCAUUUUAAAUACUGUACACUAAGUUUUUCAGUGUGGAAUUAUGGUUUUACAUUCCUUUUUGGGACAGUUCUGGGACUAACAGUUCUGUAUAUGUGGUCAUGCAGUCAUGCCAUGAUAACAGAUCAGGGAAAAAACAAUGUUUUCUCAAUUCUAGUUAAUUUAACUGUUGUUUAAAAUAUUCCAAUGUAGGCAACCCAAUUUACACAUACAGCUCUGGAAAAAAAUAAGAGACAACUUAAAAAUUAUGAGUCUCUUUGAUUUUACCAAAUUGAAAACCUCUGGAAUAUAAUCAAGAGGAAGAUGAAUGAUCACAAGCCAUUGAAUGUUUCACUAGAAGUGGCAUAAAGUUAUUCAAAAGCAGUGUGUAAGACUGGGGGAGGAGAACAUGCCAGGAUGCAUGAAAGCUAUGAUUAAAAAACAGGGUUAUUCCACCAACUAUAGAUUUCUGAACUAUUAAAAAUGUAUGAAUAGAAUAAAACAACAAUGUUCAUUUUACUCAAAGAUAUACCUAUAAAUAGCAAAAUCGGAAAAACCUGAUUCAGAAACUGAAGUGGUCUCUUCAUUGUUUUCCAGAGCUGUAUAUAAAAUGUUCAAUUAAGUAUUAAACCUGUCUUUUUUUUGUUUCAUAUCGAUGAGAGAGUAUUAUACUCAGCUUUAAAUAUCGGAUAUGGACAUAUAUUUGCACAUUUUCUGAAAGUAUAUGGAUAUUUACAGAACGGCGCAAUAACAAAUGGUAAGGAAAUGGUAAGGAUGGUGUAGCUUUUGGUUCAACUCAAAAACGUCAUGCAAACACAGCAAAAAUUAAGCCUAUGGGAAAAGAGGCCUAAUACAGAACUAUUUUAUGACGUUAAAACGUCCUGCACCAUCUGCAUGUUUGUUACCGUCAGAAAUAUUUGAUUCUCAAGUGCCCUCUAGUGGAUGUAUUGCUUAACAUCCAUGCAAAUGUAAAGAACGCUUGGAAUGGAUGUAUUUUUUGGAUGUAAACGAAGCAUAAAUGAGCCUCAUACGAGACCGGUACUUAAGUGUUUAAAGGGGAUUUAUAUAUUUUUCAUUGUUUUAGGAUUUUAACAAGUGACUUUUUUUCUCCCAGACUACUGUAUUUUUUGCACUAUAAGGCGCACUUAAAAUCCUUUAAUUUUCACAAAAAUCAACAGUGCGCCUUAUAAUCCAGUGCGUCUUAAUUGUGAAUUUUACCAGUCAGGUUAUAAGGAGCAGUACAGCCAUUCCGCUAAAGUGCAACGUUAUAAAAAAGUUUCAGUUAGGUUUCUUCAGCACCAAGGCUGGAGCAGUAUUAGCAUUAGCCACUAACCAUAGCUAGUUCUUUCACCAUUCAGAGGUGAGUAUAUCAGACUUUAGCCUGCAUGUUUACUGUGUUAAAACAAGCAGUGUAGCACUGUCGGGUGGCGUUUACUAGCACUAAAUGCUGCUAACUGGACUAAAAUACUGGAAAUGUAGGCUUACUGAAGUAAACAAAAGCGCUUUACUCACCCAAAUCCACAGUUUUCAGGAUAAUUUACAUCCAGCACUCGUUUGACUUUGAAAGAUUUUUUUAUUUAUUUAUUUUUUUUUUUAAGAAUUACAGUUUUGUUUACUUGGGUGCCCCCAACUCUGAGACCUGCUGAAUUAGAAGGAAAAAAUGCCGACACCCUUGUUCCUUAUUACUGUCGCUUAAAAUGCGCCUUAUAAUCCGCUGCCCCUUAUGUAUGAAAAUAGACGUUUCUUGGUUGGAGGUUAAAGAUUAGAAUGUUCUUUAUCUGACAUACAGCCCUUUUUUCUGCUAAUGCAAUUUCAAUGGAUAGAUCAAUACACUUGGGGAGAAAACCAAGCUUAUGUUUACACAGCUGGUAAAAGUGAUCAAAAUCCAAUCUUUUUCCAUUGUAUAUGACACAGAUCUGACAUCUGUGUGGCAGUGCGAAUGCUUAGAAACUGACAGAUUUGGGACACUUUUAUACAUGGUAUUAGCACAGAAUUCAUGAAAUACACAAGAUAUUUGCUGAGAAGAGCCUACAAAACAUCAGAUUUAGUGAAAUAAAUUAGAUUUGUGCCACUUUUACAAGCAUAACUGUCAGUUUUGUUACAAAGGCUAAUAGACACCAGUAAUUAUGUGCAUUGUAAUACUUUUAAAUGUUCUUUUAAUAAAAUGUUUUAAAAAUAAACCAUUUUGUAUCAA
This is a messenger RNA of Astyanax mexicanus (Mexican tetra), 3863 nucleotides long. It is a transcript of the gene cln3, whose product is annotated as CLN3 lysosomal/endosomal transmembrane protein, battenin. Lineage: Eukaryota; Metazoa; Chordata; Actinopteri; Characiformes; Acestrorhamphidae. The transcript is spliced from 15 exons. Gene Ontology annotation, biological process: lysosome organization; regulation of intracellular pH. Gene Ontology annotation, cellular component: membrane; lysosome. The record is from RefSeq and is a predicted model, not a curated record. The coding region runs from base 199 to 1551 and encodes 450 amino acids.